UCCCAGCAUGCCCCGCGACAGGAAAUAAGAGCCGUGACUUCCGGAUCCUCCCUCACCGUUUGAAGCUGCGGUUCGGUCGGCCUGGUUGUGUUCGUGUCUCUCUCUGGUUAUGGCCGCGGCCGUCGCUAUGGAGACAGAUGAUGCUGGAAAUCGACUUCGGUUUCAGUUGGAGUUGGAAUUUGUUCAAUGUUUAGCCAACCCAAAUUACCUUAAUUUUCUUGCCCAAAGAGGUUACUUCAAAGACAAAGCUUUUGUUAAUUAUCUUAAGUACUUGCUUUACUGGAAAGAACCAGAAUAUGCCAAGUAUCUAAAGUACCCUCAGUGUUUACACAUGUUAGAACUGCUCCAGUAUGAACACUUUCGAAAGGAGCUGGUGAAUGCUCAGUGUGCGAAAUUCAUUGAUGAACAGCAGAUUCUACACUGGCAGCACUAUUCCCGGAAGCGGAUGCGUCUUCAGCAAGCCCUUGCAGAGCAACAACAGCAGAAUAACACAGCAGGAAAAUGAAGAGCUGGGGACAGUCCAGGCUCUUGGGACAUGUAUAAUGUAUUGCUAUUGUACAGUACUGGUAAAGGAAGACUCUUCUGCCCACCUUUAUUAUGGAGCACUCAGAACCAUUAGUGUUAUUUUUGGUCAGCAAGUUUUAUAUUGUUAAUAGAUUAUUUGUUAAACCAGAA
This is a messenger RNA of Mesocricetus auratus (golden hamster), 675 nucleotides long. RefSeq names its product mediator complex subunit 31 (gene Med31). Bases 110 to 505 code for a protein of 131 amino acids. Gene Ontology annotation, cellular component: mediator complex; core mediator complex. The transcript is spliced from 4 exons. The record is from RefSeq and is a predicted model, not a curated record. Lineage: Eukaryota; Metazoa; Chordata; Mammalia; Rodentia; Cricetidae. Gene Ontology annotation, molecular function: transcription coregulator activity. Gene Ontology annotation, biological process: regulation of transcription by RNA polymerase II.